CAUGUUCAGUGUUGCUACAUCUUGUCGAGAACUAUUAUGGCUCAGAGGCAGGCGGAAGAGGUGGGAAGGAGCUUGUGUCUCCACGAGCCGGUUUCGUAUUUCGGCGAUAAGGACAGCGACGAGGAACUCGAUUCUUUAGAAGAACAAGAAGACUCGAAUACUGAAGAGGAAGCUGACAAGUUCGAAUUCGAAGAGAGAGAUGAAUCGGAACAGGAUUCGGAGGAGAAGACAACGGAGCUUGAAGGAUCAACUUCCACGACGAGAAAGUGUCAAAUUGUUUACGGUAAAGAUAAAUAUCCAUGGUCUUUAUCUCUACCUAAAACGCGCAAUCAGUCAAGGAAGAUGCAUCUACCUGGUGCGAUGAAUCAUGCAAUAGUUGCCAAUUCUCCAUUAGAAUGUUGGUCAACGUUGUUUAGUGACAACCUUUUAGAGGUAAUACUGAAGUAUACAAAUAUCGAGAUUGACAAGUAUCAUACAGAACACGAUACCGCUAACGAAUCAUAUCAAAAACAUUUGGGUAUGGUGGAAUUAAAAGCAUUUUUCGGUCUGUUAUAUUUCGCCGGUUUGAAGAAUGAUAAUCGCAUCAACAUUGCUGAGUUGUGGUCAUACGAGUUUGGUAGCUCUAUUUAUAGAGCAACAAUGAAUGUAAGAAGAUUCGAAUUUAUAGCGGAUCGUAUACGCUUUGACGAUAAGACUACUCGUGCGGAAAGAAAACAAACAGAUGGAUUAGCAGCUGUUCGAGAAAUUUGGGAUAUAUUCAUCAAUAAUUGCCAAACAAAUUAUACUCCUUCAAAAUUUUUGACCGUUGACGAACUAUUAUUGGGAUACCGUGGUAGAUUUUCUUCUAAAGUCUACAUAAAGAGUAAACCAGAUCGCUAUGGUAUCAAAAUUAUAACACUAAAUGAUGCAAAAACUCACUAUUUAUAUAAUGCGAUUCCGUAUGCAGGGAGUGUAAAUCCCCCUGCCAAUGAAACAAUUCCGAGUUAUUAUAUUCGAAAGAUAUGUGAGCCUAUUUAUCACAGUAAUAGAAAUAUAACAUGCGACAACUGGUUCAGUUCCGUCGAAAUUUUCAAUCAAAUGUAUAAAGAUUAUAAUCUUACAAUGGUUGGAACCAUCAGAAAAAAUAAGAGACAAAUCCCAAAAAGCUUUAAAAGCACAGCAUCGGUUGGAACCGUCCGUUGCGGUUACGAUGGUACUAAUGUUCUCAUGUCUUGGUGUCCAAAGAAAAAUAAAGUUGUGUUAAUAUUAUCAUCAUUGCACAAAUCAUGCAAAAUCAAUACAGAUUCCGGAAAACCUGAAUUAGUUGAUUUUUAUAACAGUACGAAAGCAGGUACGGAUGUCUUCAACCAAUGUUGUGCGUUGCAUACUUGUGCAAGAAAAACAAAUAGAUGGACAAUGAGAUUCUUUCUGGGUAUGCUAGACCAAGCAUCUGUUAAUAGUCAUAUUCUUUAUAACUUUAAUGUACUACAUAAAAUCGAAAACAGGAGAUCUUUUCUGAAAGAGCUAUCAUUGUCAUUGAUAACUCCACACUUACACAAUCGAAAAAACACAAAUGGGUUGCAUAUUUCAGUUAUCAGAGAUAUUAAUAAUAUUUUAUCAGAAACAGACAUUCCUGAUGUUGAUAAAAAUGAUAAACUACAGAUACGUAAAAGAUGUUCUGUCUGCGAAUAUAAUAGAAAUAAAAAAACUUUGUACUGUUGCUCAAAAUGUAAAAAACCGUUAUGUGAAGACCACAGGGUUCGAUAUUGCUACGAUUGCGCGAUGUAAAUCACGCGAUAUAAAAACAUAAAAAUAAACGGUCAUUAAAAAAAUAUAAUUUUUUAUAUAAGAAAUAUCUUUCACACUUCAAAUUCGUCUUUUCUUAUUCGAAAAUUCUUUUUAUGGCAUCCUUAAAAUCCUUCUGUACUUACCAUUUAAAAAUAAAUUAUACCAUU
This is a messenger RNA of Temnothorax curvispinosus, 1934 nucleotides long. RefSeq names its product piggyBac transposable element-derived protein 4-like. The transcript is spliced from 2 exons. Bases 37 to 1767 code for a protein of 576 amino acids. Lineage: Eukaryota; Metazoa; Arthropoda; Insecta; Hymenoptera; Formicidae. The record is from RefSeq and is a predicted model, not a curated record.